UGGGCUCUGCAUGGAGAAUGAGGAUGGUUCCUGUUGUUGUGAAAGAGACAUUAAGGUUCAUAUUAGAAAGAGCGGCCUAGGAGAUACUCAAUUUAGCUUCCGUCUCCGUCAGUCUGGGGGGCAGAGAAACACUCAUUUUGGGGAUGAUGGCGAAUAUAACAGAGAAGCCCCCCUAACACUACAGCGGGAGUCAGCUCAUUACUUUGGCUAUGUGUACUUCAGGCAAGUCAAGGACAGCUCAAUGAAGAGAGGUUAUUUCCAGAAGUCUCUAGUGCUGGUGUCACGCUUGCCUUAUGUGAACCUGUUCCAGUCUCUGCUGCAGCUGAUUGCUCCGGAGUACUUUGACAAGCUGGAGCCAUGCCUGGAGGCAGUGUGCAAUGAGAUUGAUCAGUGGCCACCUCCGGUGCCAGGACAGACACUGAACCUUCCUGUGAUGGGAAUUGUCAUUCAGGUGAGAAUCCCAUCCAGGGUGGAUAAACCCGGAUCAAGUCCUUUGAAGCAGUUCAAUCAAGAGAACUUGUUACCAGCCCCGUUAGUUCUCCCCAGUGUUCAUGAACUGGAUCUCUUCAGAUGUUUCCAGCCAGUGCUAAUUCAUAUCCAGAUGCUGUGGGAGCUGAUGCUACUGGGGGAGCCAAUAGUUGUAAUGGCGCCAUCCCCUACAAUUUCCUCAGAAAUGGUUCUGGCACUUACCAGCUGUCUCACCCCCCUGAAGUACUGCUGUGACUAUCGUCCAUAUUUCACUAUCCAUGACAGCGAGUUUAAGGAGUACACCACCAGGACACAAGCCCCGCCGAACGUUGUCGUGGGCGUCACAAAUCCUUUCUUUAUCAAAACGCUCCAGCACUGGCCUCACCUCCUUCGGCUCGGGGAGCUCAAAAUGUCAGGUGACUUACCCAAACAAGUCAAGGUGAAGAAACUAACCAAACUGAAAACUCUGGACGCUAAGCCGGGAAUCUACACCUCUUACAAGAUAUUUCUGCACAAAGACAAAACCCUGAUAAAGAGAUUGUUAAAGGGGAUUCAGAGGAAGCGCCCGUCUGAAGUCCAAAGUGCCCUUUUGAGGCGCCACCUGCUGGAGCUCACCCAGAGUUUCAUUAUUCCCCUGGAGCACUACAUUGCGAGUCUGAUGCCUCUACAGAGGGCCAUUACUCCAUGGAAGAAUCAGGUCCAGCUGAUGUUCAGGAGACAGAAAGUCUGUGGGGUCAGAAACCCUGAGGUGCUGCUUUGUCAAAAGAAUCCUCCCCAGAUCCGUCCUUUCCGACAGGAAGAUUUCAUGAAGACCCUUGAACAUGCUGGUCCCCAGCUCACCUGUGUACUUAAGGGUGAUUGGUUAGGCCUGUACAGACGUUUCUUCAAGUCUCCCAACUUUGAUGGCUGGUACCGUCAGAGACACAAGGAAAUGACCCAGAAGCUAGAGGCCCUUCACCUGGAGGCGAUCUGCGAGGCGAACAUUGUGGCCUGGAUGAAAGACAAGUCCGAGGUGGAGAUCGUAGACCUGGUUCUGAAACUUCGCGAGAAGCUGAUCAGAGCCAGGUGCCAUCACCUCCCUGUGAAGGAGGAAACGCUGCAGCGAGUGGGCCUUUACAUUGAGACCAUCAUUGGUUCCCUGCCUGAGGAUCUCCAGACUGUGCUGCACCACCACUGAGCCACCCAGCACCAGGACUCUGCUGGGAAGGGACUCCCCCAUUCACAGCAUCUCCUUCAGAGCUGCAGGGGGCUGCAGUCAGGUUUGAGGAAGAAACUUCUGCCCUGAUCCAGCACCACACUGACCUGGAUUCUGCCUGCCAGUGCGUGUGGGUUUGAGUCCUGAGAGCGGGGUGGAACUGACGACGGGAAGGUGAACUGUUUCUGUGCACAAUUGUUUGCUAUCCGGUCCUGCUUUCCCGGAGGAGCUGGAGGAGGAGAGCUCUGUGUGGCCAUCAGUGAGGCAGAGGGAGGCAGCCAGGGUUCCAGUCCCAUAUGGCAGGCUGUGUAGAACCAACACAGACAUCCCCACCCUUGCCCUCAUGCUAGGCCCGUUGAUACGUACGUGUCCAUCAUGCCCAUUUGUCAUGGGCACAGCUGUAGAGACAGGAACACUCUGUGUAUGGGGUUUAUGUACAGAGCCUGCAGGAGAAACUUGACGCUCUCGCUAAUCUUGUGAUUCCAGGCCCCUUCACACAGGGGAUGUGGAAAAUCCACCACUAUCCCCGCAACAGGCUGACCCCUUGGUGGAGAGAGCAGUCGCUGGCCUAGUGAAUUGUUAGUGGAGCUGAAGGCAGGAUAAAGGGGGGAGCAGGAGAAGUGACUGCUGGAACAGACCUCUCCAGAGCAGUGUGUGUUAGACAGGCUGGAGCUCUGAGCACACCCUGCUGGGGGGCUGGAGCUCUGGUAGUGUGUGAGAGCAGGUAGCAGUCUCCUGUGCAGUGAGGUAUCUGGCCAGAGAAUGUCUAACGAGGUGCGUUUCUGUCCUACAGAUUCUCAGCCCCCUUGCCCGUCAGGCAGGACACAGCACCACUGCUUACAGCCUGCAUUACCCUCACUAACGGGCGCUUGCACAGCACUGGCUCCCUUGUGGGUACAGAGCUUGGUGCAUAGAUUUGUACUGCCAGUGAGAUGCUCCCCUGUGCUUACUCGUCCUUACCCACAGCAUCAGAGGACUCUGGUACUGCUGCCUGUGUUAUUUCUGGGGGGCUGGAGGGGGGAGAAAAAGGGGAAGGGCUGCACGCACAUGUAAGGGAUGAAUGAAUGAUGGGCUGGUUUUUCUACCAGAGCUAGAAUGACUGACCGCAGCCUUCCCCCCCUUUUCAGAGCAGUGUUUCUCCCGGUUCUCUGAGUGCUGGUUUAACUCAGCCCCAGGGUUGCCCUCUGAGAGCCAGUACUAGGCCCUCGUGCUUCACCCUCUGCCACCUGGAGCGUUCUUGCCAUGGAAUGUGUGUCCCAUGCUCAAUGGGCCUUGGGGCAAACCGGGGCCCGUGCACUGCUUCCCCAAUGCAGAGGCCCUAGAGUGGAACUUCUUGCAGAGUAGGGAUGGUCAGGGUGUCAGGUGGGACCUUGCACUAAGGCGUCCUGCGAGCUGUGUGUACAGGGAGUGGGGAGGAGGAGGUGUUCUCUCUAGCAAGCUCUGCCCUCCAUCGGGCUGUUCCUCAUUUACACAGUAAAGCACAAAGGCUGGAACCCUCCCACCUCUGUUUGCCACCGACUCUGGGGAAUGGUUCCUUCAUCCCCCGCUACACACAGUCUUGAAGAAAGCAGGGCAGCAGUCGUCAUGGUAGUGAGCGUUUGGCUGCAGCCCUGAGCCCUCCUUCAUGGCUGCCCUGCCUCCCUCCAGGCUCCCCGUGGGGAGAAGCAGGUGGGCAGGGCCCUCCCUGCAGUAAGUUACUCUGUAAAAUGCUCUGUAGUGACAAAGCCCAGUCUGUAUAGUGUAUAGUCAUGUGUGUGCUAACUGUGCAGUGCCCACAGGAGGGACUUAAAUCGCUACCGUAUAGUAGUAAAUGUUAGCUUAAAACACGGCCUCUCGUCUUGGAGCCUCAGUGGGAUGGGCUGAGCUUUGUUCCAAAAUAAAUGGGCGUUUUCUGCA
This is a messenger RNA of Terrapene triunguis (Three-toed box turtle), 3559 nucleotides long. It is a transcript of the gene DENND6B, whose product is annotated as DENN domain containing 6B. The coding region runs from base 11 to 1645 and encodes 544 amino acids. NCBI's taxonomy places the organism in Eukaryota, Metazoa, Chordata, Testudines, Emydidae. The record is from RefSeq and is a predicted model, not a curated record. Gene Ontology annotation, molecular function: guanyl-nucleotide exchange factor activity. The transcript is spliced from 19 exons. Gene Ontology annotation, cellular component: recycling endosome.